CUUCCCCUUCCCCUUUCCCCCUCCUCACGGACUCCUGCUUACCCCGAGACGCCCGGAGCCCGAGGACACACUCGGCGACGGAGACCGCGGGCCCGGGCGCGGGGCAGGCCGCCGAUCCGAGUCAGCUCCCUCAGCCCCGCGAAGCCUGCACGCCGGUGAAUCAAAAAGGAUCCCAGGAGUCCUGUGAAUGUUGUAGAAAAUUCAUCUGUGAAUUUUUGAUAUUCAAGGAGUCAGUAUUUAUAUUCAUCUUUUAAGCUGGGAAGAUUUAUAUUUUAUUUUAAAACUUAUUGAUAUUUACAAUGAAUGGACACAGUGAUGAAGAAAGUGUUAGAAACAGUAGUGGAGAAUCAAGCCAAUCAGAUGAUGAUUCUGGGUCACCUUCAGUCUCUCGCUCUGGCUCGAGUUCUGGAAGCAGUAGUGAUGGAAGCAGCAGCCAGUCAGGUACCAGUGACUCUGACUCUGCAUCUGAAUCGGGCAGUCCGUCAGAGUCCGAGUCAGACACCUCCCGAGAAAACAAGGUUCAAGCAAAACCACCGAAAGUCGAUGGAGCUGAGUUCUGGAAGUCCAGCCCUAGUAUUCUGGCUGUGCAGAGAUCUGCAGUGCUCAAACAGCAGCAACAUGCCUCAUCAAAUAGUGGAUCAGAAGAGGAUUCUUCGAGCAGUGAAGAUUCUGAUGACUCAAGUGAAGUCAAAAGGAAAAAGCAUAAAGAUGAAGAUUGGCAAAUGUCUGGGUCAGGAUCUCCGUCUCAGUCUGGUUCAGAUUCAGAAUCUGAAGGAGAUAAAAGCAGUUGUGAUGAAACAGAAUCUGAUUAUGAGCCAAAAAACAAAGUUAAAAGCAGAAAAUCUCAAAAUAGUGUUUCUGUAAAACACCUCCCCCUGGUCUUCCCUAGAUCUAAGUCAAAGAAUGGGAAGAAGAUUCUUGGACAAAAAAAGAGACAGAUUGAUUCAUCUGAGGAGGAAGAGGAUGAUGAAGAAGAUUAUGAUAAUGAUAAAAGAAGUUCUCGUCGCCAAGCAACUGUCAAUGUUAGCUAUAAGGAAGAUGAAGAAAUGAAAACAGAUUCUGAUGACCUACUUGAAGUCUGUGGUGAGGAUGUUCCUCAACCUGAGGAAGAAGAAUUUGAAACAAUAGAACGAUUUAUGGACUGUCGGAUUGGGAGAAAAGGAGCCACUGGUGCUACUACAACCAUCUAUGCAGUUGAAGCAGAUGGUGACCCAAAUGCAGAAUUUGAAAAAAACAAGGAACCAGGAGAGAUCCAAUAUUUAAUUAAGUGGAAAGGCUGGUCCCAUAUCCACAAUACUUGGGAGACAGAAGAAACCCUUAAACAGCAGAAUGUUAGAGGAAUGAAAAAAUUGGAUAAUUAUAAGAAAAAAGACCAGGAGACAAAAAGAUGGUUGAAAAAUGCUUCUCCAGAAGAUGUGGAAUAUUAUAAUUGCCAGCAGGAACUUACAGAUGAUCUACAUAAACAGUAUCAAAUAGUGGAACGAAUAAUUGCUCAUUCCAAUCAAAAGUCAGCAGCUGGUUAUCCUGAUUAUUAUUGCAAGUGGCAGGGCCUUCCAUACUCAGAGUGCAGCUGGGAAGAUGGAGCUCUCAUUUCCAAAAAGUUUCAAGCAUGCAUAGAUGAGUAUUUUAGCAGGAAUCAGUCAAAAACCACUCCUUUUAAAGAUUGCAAAGUAUUAAAACAAAGGCCAAGAUUUGUAGCCCUAAAGAAGCAGCCAUCCUAUAUUGGAGGACAUGAAGGAUUAGAACUAAGAGAUUAUCAACUGAAUGGUUUAAAUUGGCUUGCUCAUUCUUGGUGCAAAGGAAAUAGUUGCAUACUUGCUGAUGAAAUGGGCCUUGGAAAAACAAUACAGACGAUCUCAUUUCUGAACUAUUUGUUUCAUGAACAUCAAUUAUAUGGACCUUUUCUAUUAGUAGUACCACUUUCCACACUCACUUCCUGGCAAAGGGAAAUUCAGACAUGGGCUUCUCAAAUGAAUGCUGUGGUUUAUUUAGGCGACAUUAACAGCAGAAACAUGAUCAGAACUCAUGAAUGGAUGCAUCCCCAGACCAAACGGUUAAAAUUUAAUAUACUAUUAACAACUUAUGAAAUUCUGUUAAAGGAUAAGGCAUUCCUUGGAGGUCUAAAUUGGGCAUUUAUAGGUGUAGAUGAAGCACAUCGAUUAAAGAAUGAUGAUUCUCUCCUAUAUAAAACUUUAAUAGACUUUAAGUCCAAUCACCGUCUCCUUAUCACUGGAACUCCUCUACAAAACUCCCUCAAAGAGCUCUGGUCUUUGCUACAUUUCAUUAUGCCAGAAAAGUUUUCUUCCUGGGAAGAUUUUGAAGAAGAACAUGGCAAAGGCAGAGAAUAUGGUUAUGCAAGCCUUCACAAAGAGCUUGAGCCGUUUCUGUUACGCAGAGUUAAAAAAGAUGUGGAAAAAUCUCUUCCUGCCAAGGUUGAGCAGAUUCUAAGAAUGGAAAUGAGUGCUUUACAGAAACAAUAUUACAAAUGGAUAUUAACUAGAAAUUACAAAGCCCUCAGCAAAGGUUCCAAGGGCAGUACCUCAGGCUUUUUGAACAUUAUGAUGGAGCUAAAGAAAUGUUGUAACCAUUGCUACCUCAUUAAACCACCAGACAAUAAUGAAUUCUAUAAUAAACAGGAGGCCUUACAACACCUAAUCCGUAGUAGCGGAAAAUUGAUUCUUCUUGACAAGCUGUUAAUUCGCCUAAGAGAAAGAGGCAACAGAGUUCUUAUUUUUUCUCAAAUGGUGCGGAUGUUAGAUAUACUUGCAGAAUAUUUGAAAUACCGUCAGUUCCCCUUUCAAAGAUUAGAUGGAUCAAUAAAAGGGGAGCUGAGGAAACAAGCUCUAGAUCAUUUUAAUGCUGAAGGAUCAGAGGAUUUCUGUUUUCUACUUUCCACAAGAGCUGGAGGUCUAGGAAUUAAUUUAGCCUCUGCUGAUACUGUUGUUAUAUUUGAUUCUGAUUGGAAUCCACAGAAUGAUCUUCAGGCACAGGCUAGAGCUCAUCGAAUUGGGCAAAAGAAACAGGUGAAUAUUUAUCGACUAGUCACAAAGGGAUCAGUUGAAGAGGAUAUUCUUGAAAGGGCUAAAAAGAAGAUGGUUUUAGAUCAUCUUGUGAUUCAAAGAAUGGACACAACUGGGAAGACAGUGCUACACACUGGUUCUGCCCCCUCAAGUUCUACUCCUUUCAAUAAAGAAGAGUUAUCAGCCAUUUUAAAGUUUGGUGCUGAAGAACUUUUUAAGGAACCUGAAGGAGAAGAACAAGAGCCCCAGGAAAUGGAUAUAGAUGAAAUCUUGAAGAGGGCUGAAACUCAUGAAAAUGAACCAGGCCCUUUAACUGUCGGAGAUGAAUUGCUUUCCCAGUUCAAGGUUGCCAACUUUUCAAAUAUGGAUGAAGAUGACAUUGAGUUGGAACCUGAAAGAAAUUCAAAGAAUUGGGAAGAAAUCAUUCCAGAAGAUCAAAGAAGACGAUUAGAAGAGGAAGAAAGACAAAAGGAACUUGAAGAAAUUUAUAUGCUCCCAAGAAUGAGAAACUGUGCCAAACAGAUUAGUUUCAAUGGAAGUGAAGGGAGGCGUAGUAGAAGUAGGAGAUACUCUGGAUCUGAUAGUGAUUCUGUCUCAGAAAGGAAGAGUCCAAAGAAACGUGGAAGGCCACGGACUAUCCCUCGGGAGAAUAUUAAAGGAUUUAGUGAUGCAGAAAUUCGGCGGUUUAUCAAGAGUUACAAGAAAUUUGGUGGCCCUCUGGAAAGAUUAGAUGCAAUUGCUCGAGAUGCUGAAUUAGUUGAUAAGUCAGAGACAGACCUCAGACGACUAGGAGAAUUGGUACAUAAUGGUUGCAUUAAAGCUUUAAAGGAUAAUUCUUCAGGAACGGAAAGAACAGGUGGUAGACUUGGAAAAAUGAAGGGCCCAACAUUCCGAAUAUCAGGAGUACAGGUGAAUGCCAAGCUGGUCAUCUCCCAUGAAGAAGAAUUAAUACCAUUGCACAAAUCCAUUCCUUCAGAUCCAGAAGAAAGAAAACAAUAUACUAUCCCAUGCCAUACAAAGCCAGCUCAUUUUGAUAUAGACUGGGGCAAAGAAGAUGAUUCCAAUUUGUUGAUUGGUAUCUAUGAGUAUGGAUAUGGAAGCUGGGAAAUGAUUAAAAUGGAUCCUGAUCUCAGUCUAACACACAAGAUUCUUCCAGACGAUCCUGAUAAAAAACCACAAGCAAAACAGUUGCAGACACGUGCAGACUACCUCAUCAAAUUACUUAAAGAUUUUGCAAGAAAAGAAGCUCAGAGACUUUCUGGUGCAGGAGGUUUAAAGAAGAGAAAAGCAAGAACUAAGAAGAAUAAAGCAAUAAAGUCUGUAAAAGUGAAAGAGGACAUAAAGAGUGAUUCUUCUCCCCUGCCCUCAGAACAGUCUGAUGAAGAUGAUGAUAAGGAUGAGAUCACUUCUGUGAAACAUCCAAAUAAAAAAAUUAAAACAGAAAGAGACAGUGAAGAAAAACCUGAGCCAGAUGUUUCUAUAAAGAAGGAAACAGAAGAAAAGAGGGAAACAAAAGAAAAGGAGAAUAAAAGAGAACAUAAAAGGGAGAUAAAAGAAAAAGAGAUUAAGAAAGAUAUAAAGGAAAAAGAUUUUAAAGAAAAAAGAGAAAACAAAGUAAAAGAAGCUAUGCAGAAAGAAAAAGACAUAAAGGAAGAAAAGCUAAGCGAAUCUAAGUCUGAUGGCAAAGAAAGAUCCAAGAAAUCUUCAGUGUCAGAUGCUCCAGUUCAUAUCACUGCAAGUGGUGAACCAGUUCCCAUAUCUGAAGAAUCUGAAGAGCUGGAUCAGAAGACAUUCAGCAUUUGUAAAGAAAGAAUGAGGCCUGUCAAAGCAGCUCUGAAACAACUUGAUAGGCCUGAGAAAGGCCUGUCAGAAAGAGAACAACUGGAGCAUACUAGACAGUGUUUAAUAAAAAUUGGAGACCAUAUCACAGAAUGUCUGAAAGAGUAUUCAAACCCUGAGCAAAUUAAGCAAUGGAGAAAAAACCUGUGGAUUUUUGUAUCUAAGUUUACUGAGUUUGAUGCAAGAAAAUUACAUAAAUUAUAUAAGCAUGCUAUUAAAAAACGGCAGGAAUCUCAGCAAAUCAAUGACCAGAACAGCAACUUGAAUGUUCAGGUGAUUAGAAAUCCAGAUGUGGAAAGAUUAAAAGAGAAUACAAAUCACGAUGAUAGCAGCAGGGACAGUUAUUCAUCUGAUAGACAUUUAUCUCAGUAUCAUGAUCAUCAUAAAGACCGACAUCAGGGAGAUUCUUACAAAAAGAGUGACUCUAGGAAAAGGCCCUAUUCUUCUUUUAGUAACGGUAAAGACCAUCGUGAUUGGGACCACUACAAGCAAGACAGCAGAUAUUACAGUGAGAGAGAGAAACGCAGAAAAGUGGAUGAUCACAGGAGUAGAGAUCACAGGUUGGAAGGAAGUUUAAAAGAUAGAUCUCAUUCUGAUCAUCGCUCUCAUUCAGACCAUCGGUUACAUUCAGACCAUCGGUCAAGUUCUGAAUAUAUACACCAUAAAUCUUCCAGGGAUUAUAGGCAUCACUCAGAUUGGCAAAUGGACUACAGAGCUUCCAAUAGUGGCCCCAGAUCACCACUAGAUCAGAGAUCUCCUUUUGGCUCCAGAUCUCCAUUUGAACACUCAAUUGAACACAAAAGUACACCUGAGCAUACCUGGAGUAGUCGGAAAACAUAACAAAAACUGAUACUUUGUCUUUCUGGACUUUUCUUUUAGCCAUAUAUCAUAAACCAACACAGUAAUUGCCUUACAUGACUUGAAAGAUAUAAACAGAUCUUCUAUCAGUAGCAGUAUUGUUACUUCUUUCCAGGAUGCAAGGUCUAUUAUCCCAACAGAAGAGAAAAUAUUUUUAUAUUUAAGGAUUAUGCUGCACUGUACUACAAAUGUAGUACUUUUUUUUUUCUUUUUUUAAAGAAAUGGAAAAUGUUUACUAUUACAGGGACCUCAACACUGCCCUUCCAUGUAGGCUGGAUAAAACUGUUUUUAAGUCAGUGAUUUUAGACUGACCUCCAUUUAAAUUAUGCUUGUAUAUGAACUUUACUCUGACCUGUGAUCUCGUUUCAGGAAGGAAUGAAAGAGAGUUCUUUUCUUAGUAAAGAAAAAACACUCAAGGACUUUGUUCACUUUCCAAAGCUACUUGUUUACAUUGUACACUGCGACCACCUUGCCGCUUUUCAUCACAAGCUUGAAUAUUUAAAUUCUGUACUUAUAUCUGUAAAAUAGCCAGGAAUUUCCUGUUUGUGAUCUAAUAUUAUGCCUUUUUACACACACACACACACACACACAAACAAAAUGGCUGUAAAUUAUUGUAAAUGGAUUAAACGAGCUUUCCUUACUUCCCCUUCUCAGGCUUUUUUUGACUGUUCCUUUCCCUACCAACUCAGGCCUUCUUAUCAUUUAAAAAUAUAUAUAUAUCAGUGUAAUAACACUUUUUAAUGAUUUGUCUUGAUGGAAUUCUUGCUUAGAAUGUAAAAAAAUGGGGAAAGGGGCCACUUAAUUCCAUUAGUCCUCUUUUUAUAUUGACUUUUAUUAGAUACAUGUUAUUGCUUCCCUUUUUUUCCUUUUAUAGUCAAUAUUGUGUUUGUAGUAAUAGAAUGGUGAGAUAAUAUAAAAUCUGAACUGCAUGCUCUGGAAACUUUUUUCAGAUGCAUUUGGUUUAAAAGGGUAGGUGUAUGAACACUUUCAGAAUACAAAAUGGCCAAAAGUUAUUGUAAAUCCAUUUGUUUUCCCUUUUCAUGUGGGCAAUAAUGUCAAAUGUGCUAUGCAGCCAGGUAACAUUUUAGAUAAACUUGAUUGACUUUUAAUAUAAACUGUUAAAAUGCACACUGAUUGUAUAUAAAAACCUUAUAUAUGACAAAUUAAAUUUAAGAAAAAGGA
Molecule: messenger RNA, 6899 nt
Organism: Manis javanica (Malayan pangolin)
Lineage: Eukaryota; Metazoa; Chordata; Mammalia; Pholidota; Manidae
Gene: CHD1
Product: chromodomain helicase DNA binding protein 1
Biological process (GO): nucleosome organization
Cellular component (GO): chromatin; nucleus
Molecular function (GO): ATP-dependent chromatin remodeler activity; ATP hydrolysis activity; ATP binding
Source: RefSeq, a predicted model, not a curated record